Messenger RNA from Pocillopora meandrina, 3755 nucleotides. NCBI's taxonomy places the organism in Eukaryota, Metazoa, Cnidaria, Anthozoa, Scleractinia, Pocilloporidae. The record is from the annotation of a GenBank genome assembly.
AUCUCUGCUAUCUACGGUUCUGCAGAAUACAAUUUGGGAUUGAGAAAGAACGCUAGAUUUGACAAAGGUACGUGACCUAUAUCAGUUAUAACUUCUUCAUUUUGUUACCUAUUAAUUAAGAGUAUCAAACUCUACAUGAACAUUACAUCAGCACAACAAAAAACUAAGCUUUAAAAGUUUGACAUAUUCCAGGAGGAAGGGCAUUACCUCCAAGUAAUAGGGUUACGGGGAAGUUUCACUGCCUGGGGUCGCUUUUUACGAUUGGAUUACUGACGUGGGGUAGGGGAUCUGAGAGGCCAGCGGCACAUACCCAACACAAAUUGACCCAAGUACCCCUCCCGAGACCUUUCUGUCCAUUUUUGUUUCAGCCGUAAAAAAAUUGUCUCAAACUAUUUAAAAAAAUGGUUAUUUGUAACUUAUGAGGUCAAUUUGUACUGGCGUGAAAUUUUCAAUAUGUGAUGAAAAUAAAUCUCAGUUUACGUGCUCGAUAUUCUGAUAUUAUUUUUUAGAAAAGAAACACAGAAAUUUUGAGGAGAUCUACGAGCUUCUGUCUUCGAAUCAAAUCAGUGGUGUUCUCAUCGAUGGCUACGUUGUCGGGAGCAGAAAAAAUCUCUUCGAGAAAACAUUCCUGAGAAUUUACAGAGUUUACGAUUACUCUUCUGUGUAUGGUGUAGUGACCGGGGGCAACUCGACAAAACUUGGCAAAUGUUUCCGUGACUACAUACAACAGAACAUUGCCUUGAUUUUUCAACAUGUAGCAGAAAAUGUAGAGGCUAUUCAGGUAUUUUAAUAUUAAUAAUAUACAUGAAAAAUUACGCACGUCUCAUUGGCCGAAAACGAGUACAUUUUUUAUAUAACACGGGUGCAAAGUUGUAACAUGAGUGCAAAUAACAAAUAGCGCGCGCGCUGCCAAAAUUUCGUCCGUCUUGACUUUCUGUGAUGCGUUGUCAUGUAAAUUAUUAACAUGUAAAAAGAUGAUUUCUCCUGCAACUUGGUGCAAAUAGGCACUUGUAAAUUUUUCAAAGACUACAAAUUGCACUCGUACUAACGGCUCGUGCUCUUUUCACCGAAUUGCACCCGAGAUCAUGAUGUUACCUAGACAAAUCUCUCAGGUGGGAGAGCAUAAUCAGCUCGUGUUCUUAUCUUCUCACCACAUUUGAGCUCUGCGUGAGUUUUGCCACGAAAAUUAACCUCUAAACAUUGUGCCCGUCGCGCCAGAUCUUCUGCAGACCUCUCACACGCAUGCACGCUUCGCUCGCUGGCUCCCAUCUCGCGAGCUUUGUUGCUAGUGCUGCAACGCCAAUGUGAGCCUACUUGCAACACAGCGUUUAAAACUCUGCGCACGUGCAAACGUUGUCACGGUUAAGUGACGUGCUUCCAGGCUGUUAGAGUGAUCAUCGGGAUAUUAACCUUCCCUGGAAUAGGAGGGGAGAAAGGAAAGAACCUCUCUUUAUCACCCCGUUGUCUUCUAUUUGAUCGUGUUUUUUUGUCGGAAUUGAUCAGCUAUUCACUAAACUGUUUAAGUAAUUUUCAGUUUAAAGUUCAAAGUAUUCCACAAUUACUUUGGUUUUUCUUAAUUCCCUUGGUAAUUUGUCUAGAUAGGUCACACCAUCUUUCAACCAAAGAAAUGCGAGUUGGUCACCCGCGCUUUAGGGCAGGUCGCCGGUUAUCACGCGCAGUUCCUAUCAGCCUUUUCUCAGUAUUUUUCUUUUCUCUGAUUGGCUGCUGUGAUCACUUUUGUUCUGUUUUCACGACUCUUCAUUCAAAAGCUUACAAUCUCACAAAUACUGAGACCCACAUAACCACUAAUUACCAAACACAUUACGAGCUCGAGAUUUCUAUCGUGUGAUGGUUGAAGGGGGUGAGGCCAAAUCAACGCAUAGAAACCGAGAUCAGAUGUUCUCACUAGUCGUUCAAAACUUGACAAAAACACACGCUGAUGAUUUUCUUUCCUUUAAUACUGUACAAUGUUAAGCUUCUCACUUGUCUCACUAUUUAUUUAACAAGUAGGUUCCAUGCUGCUGCGCGGUUGUUCAGCAAAUAUAUCAAAGAUGACGUCAGAAUGUGGUAACAAUAAAAAGUGGCACACGAGGCGCAAUGAUUGUGUCACUGGUGUUCUUCCCACCUUUUGAUGUCUUUUGUGAUCUAUUACUAGGGACCUUAAGCAGUCAGGACGGCAACGCCAAGAAAGACUUCGAUUAAAAAAUGAAUUUCUGCCUUUGAUUAGAAUCUCAAAAAUGGCUGUAUGUGUUUACCGUCUCAUGCGGCGCCACAGCUCAACUUCAGCAUAACGUAUAAAAGAAGUGUUAAGUUCCAAAUGGAAAUAAAAAUUUCGGUUCGCAGACGACGCAAAUUGUGGUGAUUUCACGUGGUUGUUUUGCAUAGGACGGCCGAGAAAUGUACAAAAUUUUAAAACGCACGUGCUGAGCUAUUGUUCUGCCAAUUAGAUCUUUUGUUUUUCCAUGUCCUCGUUGUCGUCACCGUCGUGGUUUGCUUAAGGUCCCUAAUCAAAACCUACGGAAUAGAUACGAAGCGAGUAGCGUAGCCAAUCAGAUUGCAGCAUUUGUGAUAGAACUCUCUGUUUAGGCCAAUCAUGCAGAUGCCAAGCUCCUUUCCAUUUUUCAGAAAGACUGCUUUACAUCCUCGUUCACCUACUAGACUCAAACACCUCGAGUGUACUUCUUUUGCAGGAGUCUCCAGAACCAUUAGAGGUUGAACGUUCUACAGGUGUAUUUGACAGCAGCAGCCAGUUAUUCAGACAAAACCUGAUGAUACUCUUAGGGGCUCUGGGCGUCUGUAUUCUGUUAGGUGUGGUGUGGGAAAUUAUAUAUCGUGUGAAAAAAAGAUUGAAAAUACAACCACAAGGUAAUUAACUACUUGAAACUUUCAAAAGCCAAUAAUUACCAUGGUACAUUCCCCUGGCCCUUUUCAGACUUGGGAGGUUUUUGUUGAUAUAGUGACCUCAAAAGUCUUGCGAUGGUAGGAACAAAUGCUACCAAUCAACUUUAAUUGUUUCAAAUUUUCCCGUCGUGAAAUAUUUCUGAGCUUAUUUAAGCUCUAGAGUGUAAAACCAAUUUGUUUUCUGAUUCAAAGUUUGGAAUCCCGUCAUAUCAAAAUUGCUUGGAUCUGCCCCUGUGACUGGUAAGAAUACAGACAAAGAUCAAAGACGUCGAGGCAAUUCUACAGUUUAACGAGAACACAAAAAUGAAAUAUAUAGCGUUUUCUAACUAGUUAUCCCACUAUCUAACUUUGGCGAGGACCACAGAGGUAGUACUUUAUGUGCAUGGAUGUUAGGCAAACUGAAAGGUUUGCAGGAGUUUUAGAUAUCUUAGGUUACGGUCAUACUCUUCCGGGUUUAAAACGUAUUUUGUUCUUUCCUUUGCAUUCCAGACAACAGACAAGUAAACCUGCUGUCCACAGAGAUAACACAAAUGGUUACGGACUUGAAAUCCCAGGUUUUCAAGUUGGCUCUGGAAUUAAAAGAAAAGCACAAACGCCAAAGACGAUGCCAUUUGACUGCGAAGAAGAACAGUCGAAAAUAUCAAUAUGAACAACUAGAACCAUCGACAAAAAAUUCUGCUAAAGACAGUUGUGAAGACGAAGACCUAAGCAGUGGAAUAGUUGCGGGCCCGCGAAUGUUUCAGAAAGCUGUUGGUGAACAGGAAAGCCUGCGGGAACAAAGUCCUGACCCUUGUCUAAUCGAAAAUUUAGCUCCUUUUCAUGUCAAAGGGGAAAAGCGAGAAAGCGAAGCAUGA